AUGACUAGACAGGAUGAUGAAGAAGAUGGAUUUCAGGGGUAUACUUCACUAAUGACUCAACAAGAAGAUCACCAUGAAGCAGCAGCAGCCAUUGGUGUGGAUUUUGAAGGUCCAGAUUCAGUCAACGGCCAUCUGGGAAUUAUGGAAAAUAAGACAUUACCAGAGUACAAAGAAGGAAACCAGACCUCAAAAUCACCACCAAUGGCCACUCCCUACUUCUUCCUAUUCAUCUUCAUCCUCCUUUGCAGUCCUUACAAGAUAAAUUCAAGUUCAUGCUCACUGAAUUUCAGCCAAUUCCCAUAUGAAGCACACAGCGAGUGCUUUGACAUAGAUUCAGGUUCUAUCCCCUCUACAGUAAUGCGUUCAUGCUGCAGCUCAGCCCUCCAAUCUUUCUUCCAAGCAAUGGCUAUAAAAACCAAUCAGUCUGGAUCCAUAUUCCUCCAAAUGGAUGAAGCUCAAGAUUGUUUUAACACAUUCCAAAGUCUUCAUCAGAGGACUAAUCUCAAUAAAUGUGAAAUCCAACAGUUCAUCUCUUCUUCAACACCAAACCUGUGCUCAAAGGGAGUUGAUUCAAUCACAAAUUUUCUCGGGUUUGAGAGAUACAGCGCCGUCCAGUCCAAUUGUAAAGAUUUGUCUGCUUCUUAUUAUAGUGAUGAGACGUGUUUUAACUGCGUCUCCUCUUAUAGUCAGUCACUGCAAGCUUUGAAAGAAGGUGAUAGUUCAAAUGGACAAAGGUGUGCUGAAGCUCUCCUUGUUAGUCUUGCAAGCUCAGAUGUGAACACCCCAAACUGGGUCUAUGGGACUUUUUCUUGUUUAUGGAGUGAAAUACAGCUUCCAUGGACUACACAAAAUCAGAAGAAAGGACCUCUGCUGAGUUCCAAGGAACUCAUGGCUACGGUAAUUGCGGUAGCAGUGCUUGUCAUCCUAGCUCCAAUACUAUAUACACUAACCAGGAAGCAACUUCAACAUGCAAGUGAAGAGGACAUGGAUAAUCUAUCAGUCGUAGCCCUUAAAAAAGAACUAGAAGAUGAAGCCAGAAGUCACUUCGAUUGCUCUGGCCUCUAUGUAUUCUCGCAAGAUGAAAUGAACAGAGCUACCAAUUCUUUUGAUAAUUCAAACUUGAUUGGAGAGGGAACUCUUGGGAAAAUGUAUGUUGGAAGAAUGCCUAGCGGAAUGAGAGUGGCAAUCAAGAGACUUAAAGAGGGCAUUAAGCUUCAUACUCUUAUUGAUGAUAUAUGCCAGAAGGCAAAAAUAAGGCAUCCAAAUUUGGUGAGCACUCUUGGAUAUUGUGAUAGAGGAGAUGAGUGUCUGGUAUCUGAGUUCUGUGUUAAUGGUGAUCUUGAAAGCCGGCUUCUUGGUGAAAGAAGAGUACCGAUCUUGACAUGGGAACAGCGGUUGCAGAUAUCUAUUGGAAUUGCAAGGGGUUUAUGGUUUCUGCAUGACAAUCCCUUGCAGAAGAUGGUUCAUGGAGAUAUAAAGUUAACAAACAUAUUACUGAAUGAGAAAGUAGAGCCAAAGAUUUCAGACCCCAUCUUAUCAAACUCCAAGUUACAGAAGACUGAUCACAGCUCAGGAACUUCCGACGAUGUUCUCAAAUAUGGUGUUUUGCUGCUUCAACUUUUGACGGGAAGAAAGUCUCCAUCUCUAGUCGAGGAGGCAACAGAUGCAGUAAAGAAAGGAGAAAGUGUAAGCGCCAUGGCAGAUCCCAGCUUACGUGGGGCAAUGUUUGGAUCUGAGUUUCGAAAUCUGUUUUCCAUAGCUGUCUUGUGUACAGUUCCAAAUGAAUGCGAAAGACCAACCAUGAAACAAGUCUUGCAGAGACUUGAAGAAACACAGAUUCUUGUCUGA
Juglans regia (Persian walnut) is the source of this 1848-nucleotide messenger RNA. Its product is annotated as proline-rich receptor-like protein kinase PERK15. Gene Ontology annotation, molecular function: protein kinase activity; ATP binding. The record is from RefSeq and is a predicted model, not a curated record. The transcript is spliced from 11 exons. The coding region runs from base 1 to 1848 and encodes 615 amino acids. Gene Ontology annotation, cellular component: membrane. Gene Ontology annotation, biological process: protein phosphorylation. NCBI's taxonomy places the organism in Eukaryota, Viridiplantae, Streptophyta, Magnoliopsida, Fagales, Juglandaceae.